This is a messenger RNA of Saccharomyces kudriavzevii IFO 1802, 600 nucleotides long. It is a transcript of the gene YPT10, whose product is annotated as Rab family GTPase YPT10. Gene Ontology annotation, molecular function: GTPase activity; GTP binding. Bases 1 to 600 code for a protein of 199 amino acids. The transcript has a single exon. Lineage: Eukaryota; Fungi; Ascomycota; Saccharomycetes; Saccharomycetales; Saccharomycetaceae. The record is from RefSeq and is a predicted model, not a curated record.
AUGGAAGCAACCAUCAAAGUGGUAUUGCUGGGAGAUUCGUCGGUGGGGAAGACCAGCAUAGUUACUAGGCUCAAAUCUGGCAAAUUUCUGGCAAAACAUGCAGCUACGAUAGGUGCAGCGUUCGUCACGAAGACGAUCGAAGUUCCUUGUGGAGACGCAGCUAUAGAGAAGCGUAUUCAUAUGGAAAUAUGGGACACAGCGGGCCAAGAGCGGUAUAAGUCGUUAGUGCCGAUGUAUUACAGGGACGCCAAUAUUGCCCUGCUCGUGUUUGAAUUGGGUGAUACGGCUAGUCUACGGUGUGCAAUGACAUGGUUCCAAGAUUUGCAAGACCGUGCGCAGGAAACCCAAGUCAUCCUCGUCGGCAAUAAGUACGAUUUGGUCGGCGAGGAGCGUUCGAAGGAAGUGGAUAUACCGGCGGAGUUGCAAGGUCUACCGUACGUCCCUGUCAGUGCGAAGACAGGGUACAAUUUCGGUGCGCUGAAUGACAUAGUAAUCAGAUUGGUUCCUGAAGAUCAAUUCAAGACGCUAUCAAAGGACAAUGAGCAGAACAAUAGAUUAGAAAUAAACAAGAAAGGCAGCCGUGGCAGUUGCAUAUGUUGA